Nematostella vectensis (starlet sea anemone) is the source of this 3225-nucleotide messenger RNA. Its product is annotated as protein enabled. The record is from RefSeq and is a predicted model, not a curated record. Lineage: Eukaryota; Metazoa; Cnidaria; Anthozoa; Actiniaria; Edwardsiidae. Gene Ontology annotation, molecular function: SH3 domain binding. The transcript is spliced from 12 exons. The coding region runs from base 375 to 1637 and encodes 420 amino acids.
UUGAACUAGUUUUGGACGUCACACGCCAAGCAAUGGCGGCCGCAUAGCUCGCUCUAGGAGUUCAGACACAUCCGGUUACGGCCGAUUUCGACGGAAUCAGUCCACUCUAACUGGGCAAAAAAGUCUCGGAAGUGAUCCAUCCACCAUACAGACUAGUGUUGGUUAAACACUUACUUCCUGAUUCACAAAACACCCUUGCAUUUUGGGCAUAUUACGUUGGAGUUUACCGUAAAUUUGCUCGUGGUUUUGAGUGGAAAACCGUGGGUGCGGCGAUAAGAGACAUUUAUUCAUCUCACUCGUGGAGUGAAAGAGAAACCCUUUUCGCUUUUUGGAUAAACAAGCAGGAGAGUUGAAGAAGGAAAAGUUUAGCCGAGAUGAGUGAGCACAGUAUUGCCCAGGCCAGGGCAUCUGUUAUGCUGUACAAUAAUGAAGCCAAACAAUGGGCACCGUCGGGCGGGUCACAGGGCAUUUCCCGAGUACAUGUCUACCACCACCCAGUAAACAACACAUUUAGAAUUGUAGGGAGAAAAAUGGCCGAUCAUGCGGUUGUUAUAAACUGUGCACUCGCCAAAGGACUAAAAUACAACGAGGCCACUCCCACCUUUCACCAGUGGAGAGACCAGCGUCAGGUGUAUGGGCUGAACUUCCAGAGCAAAGACGAGGCUGAUCUGUUUGGCCAGGCUGUCAGAGAUGCCUUGGAAACGCUCAAAACAAGUGCACCCCCGUCGGCAGCCCCUGUAAGGGCGUCGCCCUCCCCCCAGCAGCAAUUUUCGGGCCAGCAGGCCUUUGUCUACCAGCAGGACGGCAUGGCAAAUGGGCGGGGCAAUGAGCAAGAGGACAUGUUGUCGCAGAUCAGGAUGCGACAGGGUUACGAUCAGCAGGAUCAUGAGUACCAGAGGUCGACCAGCCAAGACCGGUCAUAUCGCUAUGACGACCAGGAAAGCUCAAGUUCUAGUCAGGUAUCAGCAUCAUCCAGUGGGCCCUCUAUAGCAAGUCAACCGCCCCAACCUCCAGCACCUCCUGCUGCCCCAUUCAUGGCCCCAGCUGCACCACCCGCACCCCCGCCGCCAGGGGCCCCUGCUGCUCCUCCUGCACCUCCCUUCGGCGGACCACCAUCUGCACCACCGCCUCCACCUGCCCCACCCGUUGGCGGCGGUGGAAGUCUUGCUGAUCAGUUGGCUGCCGCCAAGCUCAGGAAAUCAUCCAGAAAUGAGGCCGCAGAUGGGGGGAUAAGGGAACAGAGGUCCGGAUCACGAAGCGCUGGUGGCAGCGGAGGUAUUGGUGGCUUGGAUAUGAUGGCAGAGAUGUCCAAAAAGCUAGCAGCAAGACGAGCCAAGGCUGAAGACCCCGACCCUAACGGAUCGGUUAAGGACGACAUGGAUAGAUCGGCCCCCGUGUCUCGGUCGAAUCCAUCGCCUGUUUUCCCGAGUAACAAACAACAGAACUUCCCGACUCCCGCAAAAACGAGCACGGUUUCCAAACCAGAGGGACGUUUCAAUGGCGGAAAAAGCGACAUAAAUAACGACCAGCUUGAGGCAUUAAAAUCUGAAAUUCUUGCAGAGUUUCGAAUGGAAUUAGACUCCUUCAAACAAGAUAUUAUUGCCGCCAUCAGACAAGAAGUGUCACGCUACAGAUAAGCCGUCACGCCACUCUCAUCGACACGAGGUUAUCCCUCAUCUCUGAUUGGUCGGUGAGCGUCAAGGCAACAAACUAUUGAUUUUAUAUCGAGCUGUGAUUGGCUACCAUUUCUUUGGGGCCUCUUGAUCUUCUGAUAAAGUUUUCUAAUUCAUCGACUGAUGUUGGUCAGCGGAUAUCCUCAGAGACCAGCGACCUUUGCGGCCCAAAGGUCCACUAACGACUAAGGGACUUUGCCCUUUAGCAAGAGAAUGACACAAUCCAUUUUUGCGUCGCUAGUUAGAACCAUCCAAAAUCCAUCACGCUGUUAGGGACGGAGAGAGAGAGGAUGUGUCAUAAUGCCUGGUAUGGUGCGACUACCGCUGGCGACAAUGCUGGUGUAGUUUAACGCCGUGUUGGAAUUUGCUUGUUUGGAAGGUACCGAUAAAUAGCUCGUCAACAUCUCUUUGGCCUACUGAGCGUAAAUAGCAAAGCUGGCAGAUGUUGGCUCAGUUUUGCACGGGGCAAGACAGGCAGUUUUCUUGUAAGUUUGUCGUCCUUUCGCUUCUUAGUUUGGUCUUCUCGGAUUAGGUUCCAAAUUGUAAUACUGUAAUGACGAUCCUAUCUCCUCGUUAUGCCUAAGACGUGGACGGGUUCAUCCCUCCUUUGCGUCCACAUGCUAUUCUCCUCGGAAUCUUCUCGGGGGAAAUCCGUGACAGGUUCGGCACAGUUUCGUAAUGUAUUGUCUAACUGAACCUUUUCUCUGUCUAUAUUCUAUUUUUUACAGAUUUAGAAAACAAGGAUUAAAAGAAUAAGAUGUCGUGUAAUUUUUGGAGAAAGUGCUUAGCAAUCUCCCUCUGUGACCUUGUUUAAACGGGUCAAAAGAAUAAUUCGCCAUUUGUAAGGCACUAGAUUUAGCAUUUUAGAGCGGGAAAAGUUCAUAUUAUUAUACAUAGUCAUUUCAAGACUAUAUCUGCUAUGUCUGCUUUAUUUUGAAUUAGGUGUGUCUCGUAGUUUUACUGAAUUGUUACUAAAAUCGCAGCUUCAGACUAUAUAAGAUGGGGAGAGAGUAGUCAAGGGCUUCUGUGAACCUCUUGCUAAGAAUCUAAGCUAGGGAUUGACGUAAUAGGAUAUUCUAUGAUGUUUUGAUUUACAUUCAUAAUAGACUCGGACUCGUGUCUUAUUAGAUUAUCUUAAUAGAUUUGUAAGAUAAAUAGCAUAAGAGUAUAAAGCGUAUCAACUUGAAAAGUCCAGCGGGGGAGUUCUGAUAACAAAAUAAUCAACGUAGAUCCAACAACGUCCGCUGAUCGAUGAGGCAAGUUGCCACCGUUGUCUUACCCUCAAAGGCCUGGUGUCUAGCCUCGUUCUAGUGUCUUCGUGCUGGUCACAGGGAGACUGAGUGGUAAAUUGGCUUGCUCGCCAUUCGGGUAUCAUUCGGCAACCGUUGAGUUUUGAGUUUUAAACUAGGUUGAACUCGCUGCUAGGUGAUUUUGUUACGUGCCAGGGCUGGACUGUGUCCGCAGAUGUUUGUAAAAUGAACUAAAGGAGCUGUGACAUUGUAAUAAAUACAGAAUUUGUUUUUGUGUACCAUAAAUAAAAAAUUAGCUAAUA